Messenger RNA from Monopterus albus (swamp eel), 2515 nucleotides. Its product is annotated as G protein-activated inward rectifier potassium channel 1-like. NCBI's taxonomy places the organism in Eukaryota, Metazoa, Chordata, Actinopteri, Synbranchiformes, Synbranchidae. Gene Ontology annotation, cellular component: plasma membrane. The transcript is spliced from 3 exons. Gene Ontology annotation, biological process: regulation of monoatomic ion transmembrane transport; potassium ion import across plasma membrane. The coding region runs from base 369 to 1928 and encodes 519 amino acids. Gene Ontology annotation, molecular function: G-protein activated inward rectifier potassium channel activity. The record is from RefSeq and is a predicted model, not a curated record.
CUGAAGCUUUAUUGAAUAGCAACACCCCAGUGGAUGUACCAAAGAUAAAGCCUUUAAAUCCGUUUUAAUACAGCUUUUCUUAUGAUGCAAUUUUGAAUAUGUUUUUAAUGCAUGGAUAAGAUCUGAACAAAAACUUGGCACUUGCAGGAGACUCCUAUGCGUAAAGGACCAACUCCGAAUCAUGUAUUGCGCAGAAUCUCUGCUCACUUACGAUUAAUUUACAGGAGAAAGGCGCAUCUCCAUCUCACAGGAUGCGCGUCGAGCGCUGAAUGUUACUACAUAGUUCUGGGCAGGGGAUACCGAACUUGCGUAAAGAGCUCCAUUCUGCAAAAAUAUUGAAUGCUUGUUACUAGAAGGUGAGUGAUACAAUGUCGGCCAUACGGAGGAAAUUUGGAGAGGACUAUCAGGUGGUAAACACCAGUCGGGGUAUGACUUUUUCCGCACCGGUGAAGAAAAAGAGGCAGCGCUUUGUGGAGAAGAACGGCCGGUGCAAUGUCCAGCAUGGUAACCUUGGCGGGGAGACCAGCAGGUACAUCUCCGACCUCUUCACCACCCUAGUGGAUCUCAAGUGGCGCUGGAACCUACUCAUCUUCAUUCUCACUUACACAGUUGCAUGGCUGGUUAUGGCUUCAAUGUGGUGGGUGAUCGCCUACAUCCGCGGCGACCUGAGUCACGGCGGCCACGAAUCGUCCUAUACCCCGUGCGUCGCCAACGUGUACAACUUUCCCUCCGCGUUCCUGUUUUUCAUCGAGACUGAGGCGACCAUCGGCUACGGCUAUCGCUACAUCACGGAGAAGUGUCCGGAGGGUAUUAUCCUCUUUCUCUUCCAGUCGCUGCUGGGAUCCAUCGUGGACGCUUUCCUUAUCGGCUGCAUGUUCAUAAAAAUGUCGCAACCGAAGAAGCGCGCGGAGACGCUUAUGUUCAGUCAGGACGCGGUCAUUUCGCAGCGGGACGGGAAGUUGUGCCUCAUGUUCCGAGUGGGGAACCUGCGGAACAGCCAUAUGGUUUCUGCGCAGAUCAGGUGCAAACUCAUCAAGUCUCGACAGACUCCAGAGGGUGAGUUCCUGCCCCUGGACCAGUGUGAGCUGGAUGUGGGCUUUGGGACGGGGGCGGACCAGCUCUUCUUGGUGUCGCCUCUAACCAUCUGCCAUGAGAUCAACACCAAGAGCCCGUUCUUUGAUCUUUCACAGCGCUCCCUCAUGAAUGAGCAGUUUGAGAUUGUUGUCAUCUUAGAGGGCAUUGUGGAAACCACUGGGAUGACAUGCCAGGCGAGGACGUCUUACACUGAGGAUGAAGUCUUGUGGGGCCAUCGUUUCCUCCCUGUCAUGUCAUUGGAAGAGGGCUUCUUCAGAGUUGACUACUCCCAGUUCCAUAACACCUUUGAAGUUCCUACCCCUCCCUACAGUGUCAAAGAGCAGGACGAGAAAUCCUCAUUGACGUCACCCAACCCUUUGCCUGUUGCAUCCAUUUCCACUUCCCCUCUGUUAGGAAAUAGUGGGCGCGGAGGCCGCAGGGAAAGGCUCCUGUCAGCUGACUAUGCAGACCACAUAGAGGACCAAGCCUUCAGGCUGCCCAGCAAGCUCCAGCGCAUGAGCUCCACCAAUGAGGAGCACCUCUGGAGGGGGCUGAAGACGGGGUCAGCCUUGCCAGGGGGGAAGGCCUCCAGCACAGGGGAUCUAAUGCUUAGUAUUCAGAGGCUGAGAUCCAGCUCUAUUCCAGUUACAAAGCAAGGGCAGCUGGAGGAGCAGGUCCAGCUGUUGUCCUUGGAUGGAAAUGCUGAGGAAGGAGAGCUGGAUAAACACAGACUGCCUGCAGCCAUUAGCACCAUCACUACUACAAAUCCAACACCAAUCCAGAUCCCUUUGGUAGGGAGUCGGCCAGAGGACAAGCUGCCCCCGAAACUGCGUAGAAUGAAUGCUGAUCGCUGACUUCUGCAGACUUCCUUUGAGACUAAAAAGACAUUUGGAAACUGAAUCAGGCUUGAUGGACAUCGCAUACGGACUACUGUGAUUAUAAGUUUCUUUCCUGCAGAUUUUGUCCAGUAAUUUACAUUUGGGCUACUUACAGGCUUUAAGUUGUCCAUUGCCACAAGUAGGACACACCAAUAAGCCAUCCAUCCGCUCAUACUGUGAGUCAUUUUUGAAAGAUCACCAUCUGUGCCCCCUACUGCCUUCUAAGACUUCUGCUCUUGUGCUUGCUUAUUCCUCUUCUGUUUAGAGACUUUGUUAUUAUGUCACAAAACUACAUUUUUGUCAAUUAAUCAAGCACCAAAAUGGAGGUCAUUACAUCUCCAUCAAAGUGAAAUUGUCCAGUCAUAGCUUAGUGACCACAGCUAGGCGUUGGCAGGCCUGUCACGCUAUAGAUUUCCCCAUAUACCAAAGCGGUGCACUUGGGCCUAUAAUAAGAGUUAUAGUCAUAAUUGAAAUUGUUUGAAUGGUAGUAACUUUGUUUUAGCCAAGAACAAAAGAUUAAACUAUACAUUUGUCUACUCACUAAUAAUAAACUGAACAAAAAA